This is a messenger RNA of Bactrocera latifrons, 2654 nucleotides long. Its product is annotated as glucose dehydrogenase [FAD, quinone]. NCBI's taxonomy places the organism in Eukaryota, Metazoa, Arthropoda, Insecta, Diptera, Tephritidae. The transcript has 2 exons. The record is from RefSeq and is a predicted model, not a curated record. The coding region runs from base 507 to 2381 and encodes 624 amino acids. Gene Ontology annotation, molecular function: flavin adenine dinucleotide binding; oxidoreductase activity, acting on CH-OH group of donors.
ACGGGAGCGUGCGCGUUCGUUGCCAACAUUAAGAAUUACGCGUUUAGGGCGUUGAACUACGAAGCAAACGCAUUGAACUGUAGAAAGAUGCAGAAGAAAUGGCACGGAAACAAUAGCAAAGCAUAAAGCUACAAAUACCACGGAGCAAAAGAAAGAAUCUCAAAAGCCUCAGUUGUAACGCGGCGCACACAGUCCAAACAUAGACGGCAAGUUGGCUGGACGUAACAGCACACGGAUGCGGAACUGAACAAUUUAUAAAGUAAUAAUAGUCAACCGUUAAGGAUCGAAAAGAAAAUUUAAGUCAAAAUUCAAAGCGCGUGUGUCAAAUCUGCCUCAAAUAUUUUUUAAACGUUACAAGUUGCGUAUAUUUGGUUAGUAAAGCUUAAGUCAAAAUAUAACUCAAAAUUCGUAGCGCGUGUGUCCAAUUUGCCACAAAUAGAGUUUAGACUUUAACGGUUGAGAACGCGUGUGUUGCGUAACAAUAUUUAACACUUACAGAUUGCAAAAUGAACGAGCUCUGCUACUGGUUGUUGAGGUUUUCAAUUUUAGCGGCAGCGCUGGUUGCAUCGAGUUGCGCGCAGUAUUCGCAGACACAGCAUUUACAGCAAGUGCUUGGCAUCGGCUUGGAAAAUCUAAUUUUAUCUACGCUCUAUAAUGACGCGCCGCGUCAAAAUGCCAGCUACGACUUCAUUAUAGUUGGCGCCGGGCCAGCUGGUUGUGUGCUCGCCAAUCGUCUGUCCGAAAAUCCUAACUGGACGGUUUACUUGAUCGAGGCGGGCGGUGUAGAGGGCAUGUUUCAUCAGAUGCCCGUGCUCGCUGCGUAUCUGCAGGGCACACAUUCCAAUUGGGGCUACAAGUCGACACCGCAGAAAGACGCCUGCUUUGGCAUGAAUAACAAUGAGUGCUUCUUGCCGCGCGGCAAGGUGUUGGGCGGCACCAGCUCCAUCAACUAUAUGAUCUACAAUCGCGGCAAUAAACGUGACUUUGAUCGUUGGGCUGCUGCAGGCAAUAAAGGUUGGUCAUAUGCGGAAGUCUUGCCGUACUUUCUUAAAUCGGAAGCCGCAAACCUGGCUGGUUUGGAGGACUCAGAAUAUCACAAUCAUACCGGACCGCUGAGCGUGGAGGAUGUGCAGUAUCGCACACCAGCAGUGCAUGCUUAUUUGAAGGGCGCGCAGCAAGCUGGACAUCCACGCACAGACUACAAUGGGGAGUCACAAAUAGGGGCGUCCUAUGUGCAAGCCAAUACGCUGCGCGGCAGACGUCAUAGCGCAUAUCGCGCUUACAUUGAGCCGAUACGUUAUCAAAGAAAAAAUCUACAUAUUGUGACAAUGACGCGCGUCACACGUGUAUUAAUAGAUCCCGUUACAAAACGCGCGACCGGCGUAGAACUCAUGUACCGCAAUAAGUAUUAUAAGGUGCGCGCACGCAAGGAGGUCAUACUCUCGGCAGGCGCCUUCAACUCACCACAACUUUUGAUGUUAUCCGGCGUAGGACCCGCAGACAAUCUGAAAGCUAUCGGUGUACCCAUAGUGAAGGAACUACCGGUGGGUAAACUGCUCUAUGAUCACAUGUGUCACUUUGGACCCACGUUUACGGUCAAUACAGAUAGGCAACUGCUAAACAUAGCGCAUCUCAAUUCCACCGUAGUAAAGUCAUUUCUGCUCGGCAAUCCCACCACUAUGCUAUCUUCGAUUGGCGGCGUAGAGGCGCUCACAUUUUUCAAGGUGCCCAGCUCUAAGGAACCCGUCGAUAUGCCUGAUAUGGAGAUCAUUACAGUAGCCGGUAGCUUAGCCGCCGAUCAAGGCACUGCCCUCAAACAGGGCGCAAACUUCAAAGACGAACUCUACGACAAAGUUUAUCGUCCACUACAAAUCUCACGACAGGAUCAUUUCAGUUUUCUUAUCAUGCAGUUCCAUCCGAAAUCUGUGGGCCGUAUGUGGCUGCACAACCGUAAUCCUUUCGAGUGGCCACGCAUAAAUCCUAAAUAUUUCCGCAAUGCGAAUGAUGUACAGUUCAUGUUGGAGGGUAUUAAGGAGGCCAUACGCAUUACGCAAACACCAGCGAUGCAAGCAUUGGGCACACGCAUACACGAUAUACCGUUACCCGGCUGCGAACAGCAUAACUUCGGCACGGACGACUACUGGCGCUGUUCCAUCCGCACGCUCUCCUACACACUGCAUCACCAAGUGGCCACAUGUAGAAUGGGCCCCGAAAGUGAUCCCAGCACUGUUGUCAACGCCGAGUUGAAAGUGCACGGCAUAAAGCAUUUGCGUGUCGUUGAUACUAGCAUCAUACCUUUCCCGCCCACGGCGCACACUAACGCAGCGUCGUAUAUGAUCGGAGAGAAAGCAGCCGAUAUGAUACGCGGCGACUGGCAGUGAAUAUCGGAGAAGAUGUAAAAGUUAGCUUUAGCUAAUAAACUCAUAUAAUAAUUUGUUACUUUAAUUGACGUGAACUCUUCUUAUAAGAUUUAGGUUAAGUGUCACCCAAUUUGCGGGGACAAGCACAAAGUGAAACGUGUUCUAGUGAAUUAGAUAUGUAAAUAUUAAUAGCGAAUAAAAUAUAUGUAUGAAAACCGGUAUUUGAGUUCGAAAUUAUGCAUCGUAAAAGAAACUAGAAGUGAAACGCAUAUAAGCCUUUGGGCGUCAUCAACA